Notodromas monacha is the source of this 507-nucleotide messenger RNA. NCBI's taxonomy places the organism in Eukaryota, Metazoa, Arthropoda, Ostracoda, Podocopida, Cyprididae. The record is from the annotation of a GenBank genome assembly.
AUGCCGUGGAUUAGUAUUUGCUCAUUCCCCGGCGGCUCUCACGCUUCCCCGUUCCCACGCUCGGCGGCCCGUGCCGCGGCGACGGCGGCGGCGGCAGCGAGGAGGGGAGGGCGUCCCUUAUCCCCUCCGCGCCUCCCAAGGAUCCCGCGCAGGCAGGCAGGGGAUAGAGAGAGAGAGAGAAAAAAGAAACGAAAUAAUAACGACGCGCAACCGGCCGCCUGGCACCCUCCCCGUGCGCAGAUCCCCAAAACAGGUCAAAUCAUGAAGCAGAAUCGGCAUUUGAGUGAAGUGCUGAAGUUAAUUUACGCUAUGUGCUUGGAAGGUUCUCACCUGAGUACCAUGCCCUGUCGUGCCCGCUUCCACCUCGCACUCAACACGUACACGCGCGUCUCGCACCUGGCAACACUGCACACGCCGAUGCACGGGGCUUCGCAUGCCUGUACACCCUCAACGGCUCGAGCUCCGCAGGUUCAGUUGAUCACUGACUCUCACAGCGAGAACGUCUGA